ACACCCCAGCGCUUUUCUGAUUGGACCGAACACCGGAAAACACGGCACUAGUGACGUAAGCAAAGGAUAUUUGAUGCACGGCGAGGUCAUCUGCCUCUCUGCACACCGGCUGCUCCCGAGCAAGGCGCCAUCUUGAGACAGGCAUAAACUCCACAGACCUGCGCCAUGUACCCGAGCGCCCUGACGCAGCUGGCUCGGGCCAACCCUUUCAGCGCCCCCCUCUUCUCCCUGCAGAAAGUGGAUGAGCCCCAACAGAGCCUCCAGACACAGAGGCCACGGAGACUAGCAGCAGCCGCCGCCUCAGACGAGGGGGACAGCUGUGAGUUCGGCUCGCAGAAGUACUUCAUCCUGUGUGGCUUUGGGGGCAUCCUGAGCUGUGGCACCACGCAUACGGCCGUGGUCCCUCUGGAUCUGGUCAAAUGCAGAAUGCAGGUGAACCCAGACAAAUACAAGAGCAUUGGGAAUGGCUUUGCAGUGACUGUGAGAGAAGAUGGCUUCAGAGGCCUGGCCAAGGGCUGGGCUCCCACCUUCAUCGGCUACUCCAUGCAAGGCCUGUGCAAGUUCGGCUUCUACGAAGUGUUCAAAAUCUUCUACGCUGACUUACUGGGCGAGGAGAACGCGUACCUGUGGAGGACCUCUCUAUACCUUGCUGCAUCAGCCAGUGCAGAGUUCUUUGCAGAUAUCGCUCUGGCUCCAAUGGAGGCUGCCAAAGUGCGUAUCCAGACCCAGCCCGGCUACGCCAACACCCUGAGAGAGGCAGCACCCAAGAUGUAUGCCGAGGAGGGCCUGUGGGCUUUCUACAAAGGAGUGGUCCCCCUGUGGAUGAGACAGAUUCCUUACACCAUGAUGAAGUUCGCAUGCUUUGAGCGCACUGUGGAAUUGCUUUACAAGUAUGUGGUGCCCAAACCCCGCAGUGAGUGCUCCAAGCCCGAGCAGCUGGUGGUCACCUUCGUCGCUGGAUACAUCGCUGGAGUGUUCUGCGCUAUCGUGUCCCACCCAGCCGACUCUGUGGUGUCUGUGCUGAACAAGGAGAAGGGCAGCACGGCGGCUCAGGUGCUCAAGAGGCUGGGCCCCAAAGGUGUGUGGAAGGGUCUGGUGGCUCGUAUCAUCAUGAUCGGUACCCUCACGGCGCUGCAGUGGUUCAUCUACGACUCGGUGAAGGUGUACUUCCGCCUGCCCCGCCCCCCUCCUCCCGAGAUGCCAGAGUCGCUCAAGAAGAAGCUGGGCCUGACUGAGUAAAUCCCCAUCCUACCUCCCCUCACGGAGCCCAUAUUUAUGUCCCUGUGUAUAUUUGACACGAGCAGAGGUGAUGGGACUGCCUCGAUUCCUGUACAACACGUCUGGUUUUAUGAUUCCUGUUGAUAGAAUGUGACUAUUCUAAUAAAGAGUUCCCCACA
Molecule: messenger RNA, 1397 nt
Organism: Boleophthalmus pectinirostris (great blue-spotted mudskipper)
Lineage: Eukaryota; Metazoa; Chordata; Actinopteri; Gobiiformes; Gobiidae
Gene: slc25a3b
Product: solute carrier family 25 member 3b
Exons: 8
Coding region: 166-1239 (357 amino acids)
Biological process (GO): mitochondrial phosphate ion transmembrane transport
Cellular component (GO): mitochondrial inner membrane
Molecular function (GO): phosphate transmembrane transporter activity
Source: RefSeq, a predicted model, not a curated record